Molecule: messenger RNA, 618 nt
Organism: Aspergillus neoniger CBS 115656
Lineage: Eukaryota; Fungi; Ascomycota; Eurotiomycetes; Eurotiales; Aspergillaceae
Exons: 4
Coding region: 1-618 (205 amino acids)
Source: RefSeq, a predicted model, not a curated record
AUGAAGUCUAUCCUGAACAAGAAGCCGGGCAGCAUCAAUGAUCUGGAGAAUGAGAUCAAAGAGCAUCAGGCCGAUAUCGUUGGCUACCAGGCCAUCAUCGAUCAUGAUCGUUUCGAGCAAGAGAUGACCGCCGCCUACGUCUGGAUUCCCCUCGUAGGCACCAUUGCCGCAACCGUGAUCUUCGCUCAGCUGCAGGAGGAAAUUAAUAUCUACGAGAGCAAGAUCGAGGCGAUGAACAAACUCAUCAAGGACGCAGAGGCCAGUAAACAAGUGCACAAGACCCUCCAGGCCAACGUCACCUUCAUGAAGAGUCAGGCCAAGGAACUCAGCGACCUUAUCGACCCCGCCAAGCAGGCCAUCGAGACCCUGGAAGGCGGCUGGGACGUCAUGGGCACUGAGGUCCAGUACAUCCACGACAAGGCCAAUGAUUUCAACGAAAAGAUCCCCAGGAUGACUUUGAGUAAGACCAAACUCAACUCGAUCUCGAAGGAAUGGUACAAGCUGAACAAAUACGCUUCAUCAUAUAUCGAGAAAUCCCAGCUGGUGCCAGCAGUCCAAAUCCAGAGCCUUGAUGAUUAUCUACAAGAGUUAAAGGAUGUUGCCAUUAAGUCCUCGUGA